GGGUCGUGCAACCUCGGGUGGGGUUCGUCGACGUCGAGCCGGAGCGUAUGGGGCUGAUCGGCCCACAACAACCGGCUAGGAAGGCUAUCUGAGGGGUUAAGUUGAUGUGCGGCGAAGUCCGGGACCUUGCGAUCCUCCGUGACCGCUCCUCGGGCAAGUCUCGCGGCUGUGCCUUUGUGAGCUACCAGCACCUGGAGGAGGCCGAGGCGGCCAUCGCCAAGUUCGACCGCCAGCUGCUGCUGCCCGGAGCACAGGCGCCACUAGAGGUCCGGUUUGCAAAGACCCACGCGUACGUGCAGGCUGGCAGCGGCCCCAGCGGCAACAGGCAGCUCUUCUUCUCGCGUGUACCACUCACGCUCAGGGAGGAGGACAUCCUAGAGCUGUUUAGACAGCACGGCAGGGUAGCCGGCAUCAACGUCUUCAAGUGCCGGAGAUCCGGGCGCAGCAAGGGCUGCGGCUUCGUAGAGAUGCAUUCACGAGACGACGCUCUCGCGGCCAUGCAAGCGCUGGACGAGCAGCACGUGUUCGACGCCACGGGCACCGCCAUGUCGGUGCGCUGGGCGGACCCCGACCUGCAGCAGCGCAAGAAGAAGGUCAUGGACGACGUGGGCGCCGACACCCGGGGCAUGUUCCCGCAGAUAUUCUUCGCCAAGGUGCUGCGGUCCACCACCGAGGAGGAGGUGCGGCGCCUGUUCUCGCGCUUUGGCAAGGUGCACGAGGUCAACCUGUUCCGCGCUUUCCAGGGCGCGCCCACUACCAAGGGCUGCGGUCUGGUUACCAUGCUGGUGCAUGAUGAGGCGCUGGCGGCUAUCGGGGCGCUGGACGGCAAGUUCGUGUGGGAGGGCAUGGACUGCCCCAUGGUGGUCAAGUGGAUGGACACGGCGCUGCAGCGGCGGCGGCGCGAGCAGCACGCCACCACCGGCGCCCGCACGCAGCUGCCCUCCGCCUCCAUCGGCGGCCUGCUGGGCGGCGGCGCGCAGUCCCGCUCGUCCAAUGAACCCCUGCCGUACACGCCGUACGCGGCAGCAGCGGCGGCGGCGGCCGCGCAGUCAGGCUCGAGCGUCGCGGCGUCGCUGGUCAACCUGAGCGCCUCAGCCCUGGGCCACGGCGGCGCGGACCUGUCUGGUCUGGGCGGCGCCGGCCAGCUGUCCGCGGGCGGGCUGGGCGGGCUGGGCGGGCUAGGCAUGGGCGGCGUGGGCGUGGGCAUGAGCAAUAGCAUGCUGGGCGCCGCAGGCAUGCAGGGCGGCGGCGGCGGCGUGCUCGGCGGCGGCGGUGGCGCCAGCUACGCCGGGCUCGGCGGCGGCGGCGUGGGCAUGAGCGGCAUGGGCGGCGUGGGCAUGGGCAUGGGCGGCCUUGGCGGCGUGGGUGUGGGCGGCAUGGGCGGGCUGGGCGGCGCCGGCGCGGGCCUGGACGGGCUGAUGGAGGCGAUGGAGACGCCGCCGCCCGGCUGCGCGCCCGACGCCAUGAAGCUGUUUGUGGGCAACAUCCCCAAGAGCUGCACCGAGGACCAGCUGCUGCCGCUGUUCCAGUCCAUCGGCAAGGUGGUGGAGCUGGUGAUUGUGUACGACAAGGUAACGCACGAGUCCAAGGGCAGCGCCUUCGUGUGGUACGCCAACCGCGCCGACGCGGAGCGGGCCAUCAUCCAGUUCAACCUGCGCCACGUGUUCCCAGACCCCAGCGGCGUGCAGGACCGGCCGCUGGUGGUGCGGCGGGCCAAGGCUCGCAGCCGAGCCGUCCUGGGGCCGCUGGGCUUUGGCGGCAUUGGCGGAAUGUACGGCCUGACUCAGCCGGGCGGCUUCGGGCUCUCCUACGGCGCUCCUCAGCCCGCGUACCAGCGCGCGGGGCUGGGCGGCGGCGGCGCGGCGCUGUCCAUUGCGCAGCUGCAGGCCGGCAUGGAGGGACUGGGACUGGGCGGCGGCAGCGGCGCGGGCAGAGGCAUGCGGCUGGGCGGCGGCGGCGGCAACCUGCUGCAGCCCAUGACUGUGAUGGGCCCAGGCGGCAUGCGCACGGCGGCAGGCGCGCCGGUGCAGAUGCAGCUGCAGGGCAACCUGAUGGCCAUGGGGCCGGGCGGCCAGGCGGCGGGCUUCUACGACGCAUACAACUCGGGCGACCAGCUGAUCUCGGACCUAUCCAUGAUGGGCGGCGGCCAGCAGGGCGGCGGCGGCGGCGGCGCAAGCCCCUACAUGGCGUUCGGCACAUCGCCCACCGGCUCGCUGCAGCAGCAGCCGCUGCACGCCACGCCACACGUGGGCGGUGUGGGCACCCUGGGCCCCGGCGACUCCGGGCAGUGGGACUCGCGCUCGCUGACGUCCAUGAACCUGCCCCAGCAACAGCAGCAGCAGCCUGGGAGCGCGACCAUGGCCUCCGCACAGGCGCAACAGCAGCAACAACAGCAGGCGCAGCAACAGGCGCAGCAACAGCAGCAGCUCACUGUGUCGCUCAAUUCACAGCAGUUGGGCGCGGUAAACCAGCACCUCUAUAGCGUGCAGACGGUAAGCGGUGCUACGCUGCAGCUGUCCCCGGGUGCGGGCGGCAUGUUUGCGCUGGUCAUCAACGGCACACCGCCGCAGGUGGAGGCGGCACGCAGCCUGGUGGCCACAGUGGUGGGCGGCCAGAUUUGAGCGCUGGGAAAUGGCGGUGUGGCCGCGCACACGUGCAACGAGGCACGUGAGGGCGCGCCGCGCUGUAUGCCGGACGGGCCCGGCGGCAUGGAUGUGCCGGGAGCGUCAUGAAGCCGUUGAUGCAGCACUGUCAGCAGCCACGCAAGCAGCAGCACUGCUGUCGCCCAUGUGCGUGCGUUACUCGUGGCCUCCUGAAGGCCGUGUGCGGCAUGCGAUUACCGUACGGCGGCGCCAAACGACUGCGCGUGCUUGUGGCUCAAGGUUGAGCAUCUGUGAUGCUCGAUGCAGCAGCGAGGGAAUGAGAGAGAAUGCGCAUGUGCAUUGACAUCAUGCAGGCUGGGUGUGAGGAAGGCUGGGAGAUGUGUGCGAGGAAUCAGGGCCGCUGCGGCGCGCGUUAAGAGCUUGGCGAUGCCGUUCCAGCUGCGGCUCCGCUUCCUCGCACACCACGGGCGAUCUGUCCCCUAUAGAUUGCAUUACAUUAGUAUUCGAUGUUCUAGAUUUCAGGGCUUCCCAAGAAGGUGGCCCUCGCGAUGCCGUGAAGCGCGGAGGUGCCGGCACAAGCAGCCGGUUUGCCAAUGGUGCGUGUGCCCGUGGCGGUAGGGUGUUGGCCUCUUGAGAGCAAGGGUGUACUUGAUGUUGUGCACGACCCAGGGACAGUGCUGCUACAAGGGAGCACAAGGGCUUUCUUAAUAUGCUCGCGCCCUCGCAACGGGCCACUGGCUUUGUGCGCGCGUGGAAUGUCACCAAAAAUGCACGAUUGCAUUGAAAACCUAUUACAUAGUGCCGGUCUGCAGGCCAAUGAGCUGCAUCUACGUCCUUUUUUGCGCCAUGAAGGCAAAGAGUGGGUAAACAGCAGAAGAGGCAUCAAAUCUGUAUGGUUCAGCGCCAGGGAGCAACUGUCUGUCAACCUUUUACACUGGUGCGCGGAUCUCUGGCCAUCGCGAGCUGGUGCGAUGAUACGCGUGUGAGGUUGCAAGUGCUGUUGUGAUGCGGGAUUUGGUCGGAUCGCGGGCGACACUUCAAAUGCUCGUUUAUGAGGGUCAUGCUUUUAUCCUUACGCUUAUCCACUCAAUGAAUUAAACCCUUAUGCGGCGAUAUGGGGGCAAGCACGAAAUCGACAAGGUUUGUGAAACGCAUUAAAGUUGCGCCUCCUGCACAUGGGGCCAGCAGUUCCGAAGUGCUCAUUGUUCCUGAGAUGCAUUGAUCGGUGGCCGCAUGUGCCACUAUGCAAGAUCCGUCCCUAAGGCACAGGCGCUUGACUUGCGAAUGGCGAACUUGUGGCCUUACGUGCCCCGGCCCGCGCGUCUGUCGUAGCGCGGCAGGAUUGAUGGUCGUGUGAUAUCCGCGGUGGAACGGCGGGUGCUCGGCUUUGAGGGGCAUUGGCGGCGGCUGUGGGUAGGGCCAUUUCAGAGAUGUACAUUGCACAGGUGCAGCCGGCUCGCUGUGCUCCGUGCUGUGACGUGGGCAUGCAAUGGAAUGGGCUAAUGAUGCUACGGAAGUUUAGUGCUGGCACUUCAGGGCAGACAUGUGGUGAAUGUAGUGACAGGUGAAUGGGGUCAGCCGCGUCGCCGGCAGCAUUGGGGGGUUCAUGGCAUGGCAAGGUUGACACGGCACUUCUCUGCGUAGGUGCGUGCGUGCAGCAAUACUGAUCGGCGGUGUUACGGUAUGUCGUAUGCAUGAGAUCGGCAAGCACAGCACUGGGAAGCACAGACGCUGGCUGAGUUUGUGAGCCUGUGAACCUGUCAGCCGCGGGGGGAUGUAUUGAAUGCUAAAGUGGCGGCUGCACAAUGGAUGCUAGUCAACAUAAUCACAAACUGGAGGUCUAUUUGUGGCUUGGGAAGGGCGGAUGACCCUUGUGGGAUGGUCAAUGCGCACCCCUACCACCCCAUGCAAAUGACGUGGCCCACAGCAGGGUGUUCGCGGGGCUGGGGUGCACGGAAACUUUGGUGUGGUUUGGACACCGGUGUUACGCACGUGGCGGGGCGGCACAGGAGGGUGUGGGAAUUUGCGCUUCGUGGCGGACGCGGACGUCGAUAUUUCUCACCGCGCGCCAGUCGCAGUCGUUGCAAACAAGUCGUCCACUACAUC
This is a messenger RNA of Chlamydomonas reinhardtii, 4709 nucleotides long. RefSeq lists its product as uncharacterized. The transcript is spliced from 16 exons. The record is from RefSeq and is a predicted model, not a curated record. NCBI's taxonomy places the organism in Eukaryota, Viridiplantae, Chlorophyta, Chlorophyceae, Chlamydomonadales, Chlamydomonadaceae. Bases 105 to 2621 code for a protein of 838 amino acids. Gene Ontology annotation, cellular component: cytosol. Gene Ontology annotation, molecular function: mRNA binding.